Molecule: messenger RNA, 1290 nt
Organism: Pieris brassicae (large cabbage white)
Lineage: Eukaryota; Metazoa; Arthropoda; Insecta; Lepidoptera; Pieridae
Gene: Vps37B
Product: vacuolar protein sorting-associated protein 37B
Exons: 3
Coding region: 275-919 (214 amino acids)
Biological process (GO): ubiquitin-dependent protein catabolic process via the multivesicular body sorting pathway; protein targeting to membrane; protein targeting to vacuole
Cellular component (GO): ESCRT I complex
Source: RefSeq, a predicted model, not a curated record
AAAGACUAUACUCGUAAGUCGUAACUGUAAACUGAUUACUGAUAUUUAGCUGUUACAUGUUAGAGUUAUAAUACUGAACUGUAAUAACUAAAAUUGCAAUUUGUGUUUUUAUGUAAAUAAUACGUGUUAAUUGGCUCUGACUUUCAUUAAUUUUCUUUGUGGUAUUUCUGACAAUACACACACAGAUUUCGUAGUAAAAGUUACAACCUGUGUUUUGUUACAAAGCAAUCGUUAUACCUAGGGAAAUAUACUUUGUAUCUCGUAAGGCAGGAAGAUGAUUCAACCAGACUACCCAUCAGCAAUGGGUCUAUUGUCCCAUUUAAACUCUGAUGAGCUUAAAGAAAUGCUAAAUGAUGAUGCAAAGUUUGAUGUAGUACUCAAAGAUGUGAAACAGAUUAAAGAUUGGGAUACGGAAAAGGAAACCAUAAUAGUUAGUAACAGAUCUAUAGCAGAAUAUAACUUAAGUAAAGAACCAGAACUAGAAGGACUAAAAGCAGAGGUUCAAGAAAAAUCAGGAAUUGGAGAAAAUCUUUGUAGCCGAAUUCAGGAAUUACUUGAUGAAUAUAAAACAAAAUCAGCUGGAAUAUCACCUGAUACUACACUGGCAUUAUUACAAACAGCUGCAGCAGAAACCGAGGAACAGUCUGAAAAUAUUGCACAAGACUUCCUAACAGGCAAGAUUGAUGUUGAAAAAUUUCUUGAAGACUUUGAACCAAUACGGAAGUCAAUGCAUUUAAGGAAAUUCAAAGCAGAAAAGAUGGGUGACUUACUGCGGUCUGGUCAGAGUUCUUAUGGUAAUGAUGUAUUAAAACCUUAUUUGCCAUAUCCAAGCUAUGGUACACAAGGUGUACCAAAUGUCCCUUAUCCGAUGGGUCCCUUAAACAUGCCUAUGCCUGGCAUGUAUGGUAACCAUUUUUGAGAGAUACUAUGUUCAAUGUAGCUCCAAAAAUUAUGCAGAAUCAAUUGGAUUAUCUAGAAAAAGAUAACCAUGUGGCCAUAUUUAUUUAAAAAUUAUUACACUGUAUAAAUGCUUCAGAGAGAAUACAUAAUUUUCUAAGUCACAAAUUUUUAAAUGCACUCUAUUCUUUAUUAGCAAAAACUAGAUUUAUUUCAACUGUUUCCAGCUCAAGUAAUACAGUGUAAAUUUCAUUUUAUAACUGUCCAUUUGAUAUUGGUGCUUGUAAAUAGGUGAUCAUUUACUCAAUUCAUAGUUAAGGAAAGUAUAUCUGAUGGAAAUAAAUAAAUUUUAAUUAUGUAAGUAAUUGUUAUAUAUAAUGAUUUUAACAUUGU